Messenger RNA from Argiope bruennichi, 2234 nucleotides. RefSeq names its product zinc finger C3HC-type protein 1-like. Lineage: Eukaryota; Metazoa; Arthropoda; Arachnida; Araneae; Araneidae. The record is from RefSeq and is a predicted model, not a curated record. Gene Ontology annotation, molecular function: zinc ion binding. The transcript is spliced from 8 exons. Gene Ontology annotation, cellular component: nucleus. The coding region runs from base 102 to 1133 and encodes 343 amino acids.
CUCGUUUGUUUAUGAUGGGAAUUAUCCACAUUUAUUAAAAUUGUUUGUAGAAUUUUUCUCAAUGUAUAGAAUCUAGUCCGAUUCUAUAAUCAUAAAAGAAAAUGCCUGUUGAUCGAAAAAGUUUAGACAAUUUUCUCAAAAAUUUUGCUGGCGUAGAUUCGCAUGAAAAGGAAGAGCAAAGCUUUGCAAAGAGAAUUUUAACUUACAUUGAGGGACAAAAAUGGGUAGGUAGACCUCUUGUCAUGUCCCCAGCUAUUUGUUCUCAGUAUGGAUGGAUGUGUAAGAAUUCUAAUCUUCUUGAAUGUGAAACUUGUGGUGCCAAACUGUCUGCUCCAGAGCCAAAGAUAGAAUUAUAUGAAGCAUACAAAGCUUGUGUUGAAAAAACAUUAAAGAAUCUGAAAAGCAGUCACAAAGCUCAUUGUCCAUGGCCAAUCACUCCUGCACCAGAAUGCUUUGUAAAAAUGCUUUCAAUGCCAAAAGAAGAAUCUCUAAAACAUUUUUCGAAGCGUCUUAAGUCAAGUCUAGAAUUUCAGUCUCAUUUUCCACAAAUGAAAGAAGGGAUUUUGUCUUUGUUGGGUUUGGAAAAACAACAUGUAGUGGCAUUAUGUAAAUUGGCUGGCAUUGAUGAUGAUGAUGCAAAUGAAUUUGGAGAAUCAGCUGUAUCAUUAGCUUCUACUGGCUGGACUCUGAAAACGCAAGGGAGUGAACAAAAGAUAUUAAUAUCAUGUGAUAACUGUCAGCGCUCAGUAUGGUCAAAAGCGUAUAAUUUAAUUCCCAAUGAUGACAUUCUUCUUUCCCAAGAUAACAAAGAUUUAUCCAUCACUGAGGAUACUCCAUCAAAUAAAAUCAAACGUUUAAAAAAAGAAAAUUUUGAUCCUUUAGAGGAACACAGGCCUUGGUGUUUGUGGAUAGCCACUGAAGAAGAUAGGCGAAAUUUUUCUUGUAAAGAAACUGAUUCUAGUUCUGAAAGCACAGAAGAAAUAAAUAAAAUUCCUGGGUGGAAAAUUUUUAUUAAAUCUUUAUUGGGUAAUGUGGAUGAACCGCAGGAAUCAGAGUUGGAGAAUACUCCAUCAAAAGAACAGAUAAGAAAUGUGAAAGACCUUCUUGAUACUUGGGGUGAUAUUAUAGACUAAUAUCAUGCAAAAUGGAAAAUUUUAUUUUCACUUUUCAGAAAUUUUUAUCAACAUUGGAUCAUUAAUGGAAAUAUUUGCUUCAAAAUGAUUUAAUUUGUUAAUAUUUUCAUUUGUCAAAAUGAAACAAUUUUAUACAAAAUAACUCCUAUCUAAUUAAAUAUAAAAAUCUGAGUUAAAUAUUUCUAAAAUCUGUUAUAGUUAUGUUGGAAAAUAUUUUGUCCUGUGUAGAUCAAAUAAUAUAAUUGUUUUUUGUUUACCUAAAAAACAUUAUUUCAUGAUGUACAUACAUUGCUUUGUCAUUAAUAAUGCAUCAUAUGUAUGUUAAAUUAGCAUCCAUUAUUCUAGAUGUAUUUUAACACCAUCAAUAAUAAUGUAUUAUAAUUUUAAAGAUUUAUUUAUUAUUUUAAUUGUACUUCAUUUUCAGUUAUCUUAUCUUAAAUCAGUUUUCUAUUCUUUUGUGCUUCUUUAUAUAAUUUGUGAAUAUUUAUUAAGUAUUAACAUUUGUCUUUUAUUUAGUAAUAAAUAUUUAUCAUUUAUCUAGAUCAGGAUUUUGAUGCUAACAUUUAUUGCAAUCUCCUGUAGGGAGCAUGAAGUACAAAAAUGUGAAUUACAUUGAUUGUAUAGUUAUACAUAUUUCAAAUAUAAAUAAUAAUGUAAAUCUAAUUAUGUAAUUUUUUUGUUAAAGAAUAAUGAUUUUUUUCUUAAUCCUUAAUUUCAGUAUGAUUUUUAGGGUUGCUGCACUGAACUAUAGCAUACAGUAGUUCCAAAUAAGCAAAUUAAUUAAAAAAAGAUUUUGUAUCUCAUUUUAUGAUUUUUGUUUAUGCUGUUUGUAGUUUGUUUGUCAAUGUUUGCUAAAAAGAGAGAGCUUAACUAAGCAUCUGCAAACUUCUGUGAUAAUUGUUAUAUAUUUAAACUAACAGAAAUUAGAUGUACUGGUUGUAAAUUUGGCAAUGUGCUUAAAGUAAAAUUUCAAGACUAAUAAAAAAAAGGGACCAAAUAUAUUUGAAUUAUUGCCAAAUUUUUAGUAAAAUUAAUUUACAAAAUUUUGUAACUUUCAGUGAUUUGAUUUCUUAAAAUUUUAAAAGCUAUUUGUUUCCUAUU